Molecule: messenger RNA, 1067 nt
Organism: Lytechinus variegatus (green sea urchin)
Lineage: Eukaryota; Metazoa; Echinodermata; Echinoidea; Temnopleuroida; Toxopneustidae
Product: S-crystallin SL11-like
Exons: 5
Coding region: 200-829 (209 amino acids)
Biological process (GO): glutathione metabolic process
Molecular function (GO): glutathione transferase activity
Source: RefSeq, a predicted model, not a curated record
UGAUAUGACCAAGGUAGUGAAACGUGUGUUCAUGUAUGACGACGAGUAUAUUUAUAGUCGCUCGCUCGACGUCACGUUAUAACUACACGUGGAUCAUAUAGUGGUCGUGUUUGUCGUUCCCUGAUAUACACCUUCACACGGAGUCCCCAUCCUGGUUAACCGACGUCGGAUAUCGAGCUCGUCGAGGAGAUCAACCACCAUGUCGACCACUCCGAAGUAUAAGCUGAUGUACGCCAACACCAGGGGGCGGGCGGAAUCCAUCAGGAUGCUAUUCGCGCUCAAGGGAGUCGAGUUCGAGGAUUACAGGUUCAAGGAAGGAGAGUGGCAACAAGUCAAGAAUGAUAAGACACUAUUCCCAUUUGGUCAGAUUCCUGUUCUGCUCAUCGAUGGAAAGUCAAUGCCGCAAUGUCAAGCCAUCAUGCGGCAUCUUGGAAGAGAGUUCGGUUUCUACGGAGCUAACAAUGCCGAGGCAGCUCAGAUCGAUAUCGUCGGCGAGACCAUCAACGACAUCGUUUCCAAAAUAAUGCCUAUCGCUUUCGAGCAGGAUCAAGAGAAAAAGAUAAAAUUAAUACAGGAUUUCAAAGACAACUCUUCAAAGCCGUAUCUUCCUUAUCUCAACGAACUCAUCGAAAAAGCAGGUGGGAGAUUCUUUGUUGGUAACUCGGAAACAAUAGCUGACAUCAACACGUAUUGUCUACUGGAGUUCAUCUAUGGUAUACUGGACAGCGCACGAGAGACGUACCCUGCCUUAGCGAAGUUCUUCGAUGGUAUUACGCAGAACUCCCGGCUUAGUGAAUACAUCAAAAACCGUCCUCCACUGACGAAGUAGAAACCAUCCUAUGGGGUCAAUCCUAUCUCAUCUUUUUGCUUUUACCCACUUUCGCCCCUCCCUAGGGUGUAAUUGGCAUGUAAUCCCCCCAUGGCAUACUUAUUGAAUUGCAUCAUCCAAAUUAUUCGCAAAAGAAAAGGAUUAUUUGUUGUUCGUGGCUGUAUUUUGUUUAGAUUGUUUAAUGAUAGGAUACAUAGAGAGCUUGUAUUUCUAAGCUCUGAUCGGGGGGGGGGGGGGC